AUGCUGGUCGAUGUGACUUUUAGAGAAAAGCGGAGAAGCUCAUGUGUCUUGUGGACAGAACCAUGCACACAGACCGGCAUGCAGCCUCCUGAACAACAAGAACAGAUCAACGCCUUAAGUUUAUUUUUGAACUGGAAGACUAUUUACGGGACUUUGGCUGCGGAUCAGUGUGGCACCAACAUCAUGGGGCUUGUGUUUUGGAUGUGCUUGCUGCUGGCUCUCCCACUGCUCCAGUCUGCCAAGAUCCUGACUGUCUGCCUAAUUGGAGGAAGCCACUACUUGCUUUUUGACGAGAUAUCUCACAACUUCCAUCUACACGGCCACGAGGUUCGCAUGCUCUUGCAACUGGGCAACCCUGUGAUCACAGGUUUGUCCUAUGCUGGUCGGAAUGACAGCUACCAGACCAGCACUUGGUCCUUAGGAGAAGAAUACAUUAAACAAUUAUACGGCUGGUUCUUGGAGCAACAAGCACAGUUUUUACUGGGACGGGAUAACUUGAGUGGCUUUUUGAACUUCAUGGGGCACCUUUCCUAUCAAUGUGACCAUCUCUUGGGAGACCACAAGCUACUAAGGUUCCUCCAGAGGGAGCAAUAUAACAUGGCUAUCCUGGAUGCCUUUAACCCCUGCUCCUUCAUCAUAGCACACAAACUUGGUCUUCCCUUCAUUGCUUUCUAUCCCGGCACUCUAAACGGUCCUCUGUCCAUCACAAUUCCCUCAUCUUUGUCCUCAGUGCCAGUUUGUAGUUCCCAGCUGUCUGACCACAUGGGCCUGUGGGGUCGUGCAAAGAAUGUGUUCUACUCACUUGUAGGUGUAAUAGGCCGGCGAAUUGUUUGGUCCAUGUUUAAGGAUGUAGCUGACCGCCACCUCGAUUCAGGCUCUCCACCUGGUGGUCUGGACGAGUUCCACCACAAAGCUGAGCUGUGGGCUUUCAACACCGACUUCUCCUUGGAGUUCCCCCAGCCUCUUCUACCUUACACCGUGCUGGUGGGGGGUCUCCUCAACAAGGUGGCCAAGCCUCUGGAUCAGGAGCUUGACUUGUGGGUCUCCAGCUUCGGAGAGGCAGGGUUCAUUGUUGUGACUCUGGGCUCCAUGGUCUCUUCUGUCUCUGUGGACCGACUUCUGGUGGAGCUGGUCGAUGGCUUCUCUAUGAUCCCUCAGGGGGUCAUCUGGAGGUAUGAUUGUGAGCUUUGGCCACCUCACCUAAGCAAACCUUCCAAUGUCCGCCUUGUGGACUGGCUUCCUCUCAAUGACUUACUAGGACAUAAAAAUAUGCGUCUCUUCAUCACCCAUGGAGGUCAGAACAGUCUUCUCCAGGCAGUGUACCACGCUGUUCCUGUGCUGGGCAUCCCCCUGUUUGGAGAUCAGUUUGACAACAUGGUGCGAGCUGAAGCAAAGGGUUUAGGACUCACCAUCAGCUCCACGCAAAUCACCAGCAGGCUGCUUAGCUCAACCAUUCAAACAAUCAUCAAGGAUGCCAGCUUCAAGUCCGCAGCUUUGUCCCUCAGCAGCAUCCACAGAUCCCAUCCUGUCUCCCCGGCACUCCGGCUGGUGCAGUGGGUGGAACACAUUCUGCAAAGCGGAGGCGGAGCUCACCUGAGGCCGUCCUCGCUACAGCAGCCAUGGUACCAGAGAUAUCUGCUGGACCUGCUUCUUCUUCUCUUAAUCAGCCUGGCUGGGCCCGUCUUUCUCUGCUGGCUUCUCUGCAAGAGCAAGACAAGCAAAGGUGACAGAAAGAAAAUACAAUAAAUGUGCUCUUAUGUUAAUAACUGAGUUAUUUGCCUAACUGUGAAGUCAGUGAUUAAUAAAUGUAUAAGACACUG
Nerophis lumbriciformis (worm pipefish) is the source of this 1820-nucleotide messenger RNA. Its product is annotated as UDP-glucuronosyltransferase 3A1-like. Lineage: Eukaryota; Metazoa; Chordata; Actinopteri; Syngnathiformes; Syngnathidae. The record is from RefSeq and is a predicted model, not a curated record. Gene Ontology annotation, molecular function: glucuronosyltransferase activity. Gene Ontology annotation, cellular component: UDP-N-acetylglucosamine transferase complex.